AUGUCACAGGAUACUAGAGAAUCCUCAGAAUCAACGGAGGUAGAUAAAUUUUUACCCAAUAACUUAUCUUUACCUGCAUAUGUCCCAUUGAGCCCCAACCUUCGCCGUGAUUUCGAAAGAGUAUUUCGUGUUACUGCAAACGACUUGACAACACCAGCAAUAAAUCAACAUCGUUCAACUACAAAGAGUUACAUUCACUACAUACUUGAAAAUGGUACAUUGGAUUUUGACGAACAGACGCUAAACAACUUUGCUAUUGGAUAUAAACAAUUAUUGGAAUCACGAUGUAAUUUGAAAAAAUUUGAAUCGGUUGCGUCUGAUGAUAGGAUUACCAACUACUUGAACAAGUCACAGCCAUUAACCUUGGAGACACUUGACUCGUAUCAUUCAAUGGAAAAGCCAAGCUAUGAAGAAUUAAUGUCACAACCACAAGCUAUAACAUCCACCACCGAGGUUGAAAAUCAUUUGAAAUCAGAUGAAUUUUAUCAAUUAUUGAGAAGCAUUUUGUUUGUGCUUAAGCACCCAGAAGAGCCAGUACCAGAUGUGACUGCUGAUGAUGAAGAAGAUGUAGGUAUCAGUGGUGGUACCAUAUCCUUAAAGGAUCCCCUAACAUUGAACACAUUUGCUAGUCCAGUUAUGGGUUCUUGCGGUCAUACUUUUGAGUCGCUGAGUAUUCGUCAACAAAUUCAACAACAUCCUAAUGGUGUUAUUGAAUGCCCCAUUUCCGGUUGUGAUAAUCAAUUGCUGAUGAAUAAUUUGAAGCAGGACAUUUUGAUGAAGGUACGAGUUAGGAUAGCAAGCAAACAACACAAGAGUAAUGAUGAUUUGGAUAUUGUUCACUGA
This is a messenger RNA of Lodderomyces parapsilosis, 843 nucleotides long. RefSeq names its product SUMO ligase (gene MMS21). Gene Ontology annotation, molecular function: zinc ion binding; SUMO ligase activity. Gene Ontology annotation, cellular component: Smc5-Smc6 complex; nucleus. Gene Ontology annotation, biological process: double-strand break repair via homologous recombination; protein sumoylation. The transcript has a single exon. Bases 1 to 843 code for a protein of 280 amino acids. The record is from RefSeq and is a predicted model, not a curated record. NCBI's taxonomy places the organism in Eukaryota, Fungi, Ascomycota, Pichiomycetes, Serinales, Debaryomycetaceae.